UGUGUAGUAAGUAGCAGAUCUUCGCUGUGUGUUGUGCGUCGCAGUGUGCACGGAGAUGACAAGAGUUCAGUCCGAUGUUACGAAGGAAUUGUGAAUGCCUGUACCAGUCUCUAUAUGGGAUAUAAUUGAAAAUACAUUUUCUGCAUUUUAUUUUUCAGUGGCUCAUACUGAUUUAUAACGGAUAUUAUUGCUUUAUUCAACGUUGCCAGUCACAGGGACAGCGGUCAUCUCGGGUGAGCGAAAACGACAGACUCGGAGCGGAACGAUAUCCUCGUAUUCUCAUUUAAAAAGGACUUUUUGUGUGGAUGUUUGGCAUUCCCAUUUGGAUAUAAAUUGAACACAGACUGGAAUACGAUGACUUUGACGACUUUACUAUCAUUGCCUGUUAUUUAUAAAUGAUAUUUAAAUAGCACCCCAUCCACAACCACCGCCCUUGGUCCGAGCUCCGCCUGGAUCCAGAUGAACAGUUCUCCUCUCGGGUCUGAAGCCGGUUCACGCAGUCGGAGCCCAGAGAGCGCUGAGAAUAUCACUGACAGCGGUAGUUUCUCCUAUAUAUUUGGGACACAGAAGUCCUUGUGCACGGUAUUGGCACCCUCGGAUCCUUUACGCCAAGAAAAGAGACUACCCAUCCGGAUUCUUAAAAUGUUGACUCAUAGCCACAUACUUCACCCGGAGUAUUUACAACCCUUGAGUUCCGCACCAGUUAGCAUUGAGCUGGAUGCCAAAAAGAGCCCUCUAGCCCUCCUGGCCCAGACCUGUUCUCAGAUUGGGAAGCCAGACCCACCUCCAUCCUCUAAACACGCUUCCCUCAACUCCAGUGGCCACAGUGACAAGGACUCAGGCACACGGUCCUCUGGAUCCUCUGUCAAGUCUGGAGACCAGCAACACGAUGACAAGUCCAGCUUCAAGCCCUAUUCCAAGACUGGUGGAGAGUGCCGUAAAGAUGGAGUCCUGAAUGGUGGGGCAGACAAGGCUGGUUUUCGGGUUCCUGGUGGCAGCGCCAUUGCAGUCACGUGCCCCUCCUUCCCACCCCACGCCACCUCUCCCAGAACCAGCUCCCCCCCUCAACACACACCACCCCAAUCUCACCGGCAGUCCCAGCCCUCCCCCACCCAGAAAACAGCCCACGCUCAGUCCCAGCACACAGACUCCAAGUUGGGGAGCGCUGACCCGGGCUCUGGGGACAGUGGUCCGGUGAAAAAAGAGACUGAGCACUGCAAGCCAGGCCUGGACCAUGCACAGAUCGCCAACUCCAGCCAUGCCAGGGCGAGUGCCAACUCCAGCAAUGCCAGCUCCGCUAGCAGCCCGCAGCCCGACAACAAGGCCGACGCUCAGCUCCCCCAUGCCGGACAUGUGGCCCCCGUGUCCCCAUUCAAACCAGGUCACUCUGUCUUCCCCCUGCCACCCUCCUCUAUGGGAUACCAUGGGUCUAUCGUUGGGGCGUAUGCUGGGUACCCCUCGCAAUUCGGGGCAGGAAUGGGGGUUCCAGGGAAGCACCCCAACUCCAGUCCCCUCACGGGAGCCUCGCCCCCAUCCUUCAUGCAGGGUCUAUGUAGGGACCCCUACUGCAUCACCUACCCAAACGCUCCCCACAUAGGCAGCAACUGCUCCACCUGCGUCCACGACCCCUCUUCCCUCAAGUCCGGUUUCCCCCUGAUGUACCCCUCCCAACACCUGCCCUCGCUCCACCCCACGGCCCUAACAUCCAGCAGCACGCCCUCCCUCUCCCACCCGCUCUACACCUACGGCUUCAUGCUCCCCAAUGAGCACCAGCAGCACGCCUGCAACUGGGUGUCCGUGGGGGGUCCGUGUGACAAGCGCUUCUCCACCUCCGAGGAGCUGCUGUCCCAUCUGCGCACACACACGGCUCUGCCGGUCGUCGAUGGCAAGCUCCUGUCAGCCUACCCGUCGUCUGUCUCCUCCGCCAACUCCUGUCACCUCCACCUGCCUCCCCCCACCAGCCCAGGCUCCCUCCACAGCUCCUUCUCCCUCCGCGGCUCACCCAGCCUGAGCCUGGCACGCUAUCACCCCUAUGGCAAGGCCCAUCUGCCAGGGGCCCCGUCCUUGCCCAUGCACUCACUCCCGGGCUCUUCACCCUAUUACUCCCCGUACACGCUUUACAGUCAGAGACUAGGCUCGGCCUCAGCCCUGGGCUACCAGUGACCAGCCAGCGGACUGCGAGUGGAGAACAGACUCCUUUGACCGCUGAUGAAACUUGCCUGCCGGACAAGCUAUGAAUGUGCAGAGCUGGCUCAGGUCUAGUCCACAAUAUGCCCUGUCUGAUCUCCAGCCAAGCAGUAUGCAGGUUCACAAAGCAGAUUCAUCUGAAUGGAGUUCCAGUGGCCUGUUCCGUGAUUCUGCAGUCCAUCGCAAUGUUUGGAGGGAGAGAGAGGGAGAUCUAUUAAAUACAGGAAGAAAGAGAUGAGUGCUGCCUGUCUGGAUAGAUCAAAGACUGACAUCCGGAGAAGGCAGCACUAUGGUCUCAAUUUUAUUUGAAGAGAGGCUCUUUUUCCCCUUUAUUGUUGUCCUGGACUGAAAAAAACUGAGACUAUGUAUUUAUUUUCUGAGCACUUGGCUUUCAACUUGGGAGAAGUUUACUAUUUGAACACACCCAUUAUCAUUCUUGCUAUAAUAAUCAUUUAUGAAUAUUAUUACAGUCAUCAUACACUCUUUGAAAAGGUUUCAUGGUGAGGUGAAUUUCAGAGACAAUGACUUUUUUCACUUUGACUUCAGUAUGGUUUUUUUUCUGUCCAAUUCUUUGCUUUUUAGUUCCUUUGAUGAAAUACCCUUGCGCAUGUCGUCAAUGACAACCAGAGUGUUCUUGAAAAAUUGCCAUUUAUUUUGUACAGUUCAAAAGAAUAAAAACAAAGAUGUGAUAUAUUUUCUAUUGUAAUGGAGUUUGCGAGUUGGAUGGCUUACAAAAUAUGAGACUGGAGACAGAGGAAAUUAGAAUAUAAAUGUAGUGAUGGCAGAGCUAUCCAUUUACCUGAAAGUCUUAUUUUGUGUAAUAAAUGACACUUGAUUAUA
Messenger RNA from Clupea harengus (Atlantic herring), 3027 nucleotides. RefSeq names its product zinc finger protein 703 (gene znf703). Lineage: Eukaryota; Metazoa; Chordata; Actinopteri; Clupeiformes; Clupeidae. The record is from RefSeq and is a predicted model, not a curated record. Gene Ontology annotation, cellular component: nucleus. Gene Ontology annotation, biological process: negative regulation of DNA-templated transcription.